AUGUACAAAAAUAUGUUUGCUUAUAUAAAACCUGCCAAAAGAGAGGAAAAGACAAAAGAAAAAAUGAUGGUAGAAGAUAAAAAAAGUAGAACCAUUAAAACAGAAUUUAAAUUAGAAAAUCUAAACUCCUGGAUACUUCAGAUGAAUCCAGAGUCACUAAAAGAAGUG
Messenger RNA from Racocetra persica, 168 nucleotides. Lineage: Eukaryota; Fungi; Glomeromycota; Glomeromycetes; Diversisporales; Gigasporaceae. The record is from the annotation of a GenBank genome assembly.